Messenger RNA from Hydractinia symbiolongicarpus, 2085 nucleotides. RefSeq names its product galactose-3-O-sulfotransferase 2-like. The record is from RefSeq and is a predicted model, not a curated record. Gene Ontology annotation, cellular component: membrane. Gene Ontology annotation, biological process: glycolipid biosynthetic process. The transcript has 4 exons. The coding region runs from base 168 to 2060 and encodes 630 amino acids. Lineage: Eukaryota; Metazoa; Cnidaria; Hydrozoa; Anthoathecata; Hydractiniidae. Gene Ontology annotation, molecular function: galactosylceramide sulfotransferase activity.
UAAUAAUAAAUAUAAUAUAUAACACGAAAUAUAAUAUGUAUAUAAUAUAAUAUGUAUAAGACAAAAUUAAUCCAAGUGAUAUUACCCUGACUAGCGGUGAUGUAAUGCUGAUGUUAUGAAAUGCUACAUCAGUUUUUACUUUCAAUUAUUUUCGUUGUGGAUAUGAUAUGCGUACGCGACGUCGCCAUCACCAGUGCCGUAUGAUGUGUCUUGUUGUGUUAUGUGCGUGGAGUUUUGCGAUUAUGGUGUAUUUAUGGAAACAGAUCAAGGAAAGGGAUGAAUAUAAGACUUUGCGGUUUGCUAUCCGAAGACAAACAGAUGAGUUUGGAAUUGAAAUUCAACCAAAGGCAACUGCAGAUCAGAGAAAACAAAAUGGUAACGAUAUAGAUGAUUGGUUGGAUUUGGAGGCGUUCUUGAAAGGACUUCAACGCUCAAAGAACAAUCAGAUAAAAGUAAAACAACGACGGAAAGCUAAAAUUGAUUACGGAAAUGAUCGCGACUUGGAUGUGGAAGGGGUGAAUGACUUCAUGAUGUGGUAUGAGAACUUUCAAAACACCAACCCACAGUUGCCUACAUUACCUCGGCAGCGGAAAUGUACCAAACCAAUCGAAAACGUGGCUUUCCUGAAGACUCAUUUUACUGGUAGCGACGUGAUCACAAACAUAUUGAACAGAUACGGUGAUCUUAACAACCUCAAUGUUGCUUUGCCUAGCGAUGGCUUAUCGACAUUUUUCUGGCCGAUGAGAUUUCAAUGGAAAUAUAUAGACAUCACUAUGCUAAAUGGAUCUCUACCUAAUAUUAUAUCCAAUCAUGCGAGGUAUAAUAAUGACGUUAUGGACAACAUUUUAAAUCCAGGAUCGAUUUACGUGACGAUUAUUCGUGAUCCUGUUACACAGCUAGAAACGACGUUCAAUUAUUUAGGCUUUGGUGGACUUCUUCAAGUCACAAAUACUAGUGACCAAUUAAAGAAAUUCUUAGAAAAUCCAAAAUAUUACAUCCAAGGAGUUGUUUCACGCAAACGUUUCAAAGAUACAUUGAACUUGAUAAAAAAUGGUCAAUUUUUUGACUUAGGAUUACGAACGACGGAAUACCAUCGUAAAAAUAUCAUAAAAACAACAAUCCAAGAACUUCACGACAAAUUCAGUGUCGUUAUUGUUUAUGAAUAUUUAGAUGAGAGUUUAGUUUUACUCAAGCGACGUCUGUGUUGGCAAUUAGACGAUAUUUUAUACCUGAAAUUACACCAUACAAGCCAGAAUACAUGGAAUCGACCUUACAUACAACCAGAUCUUGCCGACAUGAUACGUCAAUGGAAUGCCGCCGACACGAUGUUGUACGAAUUCUUCAAUAAAACAUUAUGGGAGGAAAUCAAGUUUGAGGGUAAAGAAUUUUGGGAAGAAGUUUCUGAGUUUAAACGUAUGCAAUAUAUGCUGGAGAAUGACUGCGUAAAAGAUAAUGGAGAUAAAUUUACUUUAGUUGAUGUACCAACUGAACCUCCUAAAAAGAAGCCUGAGAAAGUUUUAAAAUUACGUCGGGGUUACACAACAAAACCGUCCGAGCUUUACCACUUGCGCACGCGCAGCCCUGAGUCAAAACGUCAUGCAGAAAUCAAAACAAAAGAGUUUAAAUUAGAUAACGCAACCAUGCGAGACAUUCUUUUGUACACUAAUCAAAUUAAGAAAGCUGGUGACAAAGUUGACCUGGAAACUAGUGGCGAUAACAGACAGACAGAAAUUAACCAAUACGAGAGCAACAGUAGUGUUGUUAUUGGUGACGAGGCUGUAAAUAACAAUAGUUUUCAUACUUGGAAUCAUGCAGAAACAUCUCAUAAAACUGAAUACAUAAAAUUUCCCAUAGAGGGUUCAGGUCAAGGUGUACCUUUUGUGAACGCGGAAACAGCUGAAAAAACGAACGUUGAACGAAUGCUGAGCGCGGGCGCCACGCCAUGGAAUAGCUAUUUUUGCAAGAAAUUACUUAUGAGCGAACUGGAAUACUUAGAUUAUUUUCGUAGAAAACAUGCUUAUGCGAAAGCAGAGUUCAAAAAUACAAAGAAAAAACGAUGACAGCAACUCUAAAGCGUGUAUUCAA